Molecule: messenger RNA, 7159 nt
Organism: Centropristis striata (black sea bass)
Lineage: Eukaryota; Metazoa; Chordata; Actinopteri; Perciformes; Serranidae
Product: nuclear receptor coactivator 2-like
Exons: 23
Coding region: 250-4806 (1518 amino acids)
Biological process (GO): positive regulation of transcription by RNA polymerase II; cellular response to hormone stimulus
Cellular component (GO): nucleus
Molecular function (GO): protein dimerization activity; nuclear receptor binding
Source: RefSeq, a predicted model, not a curated record
AGAGAGAGGGAGGGAGAGAGGGAGGGAGGGGGUCUACUGGUAAAGAUAAACAGCCGAGGAGCCUCUGAGCCACAGGAACAUGGCGGCUCCGGCCCUGGACGCCGCUGCCGCUCCGUCCCGCUGACCGACACCUCACCGACAACACCGAGCGACACAUCCCGCUCUGCACGCACCAACUCUCAGUGAGGACUGAAUGAUGAUGGAUUUACCCAAGAUGCUUUGCAUAUGAGGUGCUGAUAUUUGCUGAAGAUGAGUAGUGGGGGGGGAAACACCCCGGAGCCCCCCAGAGGGGGAGAGUCUCUGAAGAGGAAGGACUGUCAGUCAGACCUCCUGGGGCCCAGCCCGAAGAGGAGCACUGAGAGGAGGAACCGGGAGCAGGAGAACAAGUACAUCGAGGAGCUGGCCGAGCUGAUCUUCGCCAACAUCAACGACAUGGACGACCUCAACGUCAAGCCGGACAAAUGUGCCAUCCUCAAGGAGACGGUGAAGCAGAUCAGGCAGAUCAAGGAGCAGGAAAAAGCUCCAGUGGCGGAUGCUGAGGAGGUGCAGCAGGCGGACAUCUCCUCCACAGGACAGGGUGGCAUUGAUAAAGACGCCCUUGGGCCCAUGAUGCUGGAGGCCCUGGAUGGCUUCUUUUUCGUGGUUAACAUGGAGGGCAACAUAGUGUUUGUCUCGGAGAACGUCAGCCAGUAUUUGCACUGCCAGCAGGAGGAGCUGAUGAACACCAGCGUCUACAGCGUGCUGCAUGUUGGAGAUCACGCAGAGUUCGUCAAGAACCUCCUGCCCAAGAGCCUGGUCAAUCAUCGCAGUGGUGAUUCAUCCAACAGGAACAGCCACACGUUCAACUGCCGUAUGUUGGUCAACCCUCGCGGCGACGGCGAAGCCAGGCCGGCGUCUGACCAACAGGACACGUCUCAGCAGAAGUAUGAGACCAUGCAGUGUUUUGCCGUCUCCGAACCCAAGUCCAUCAAGGAAGAGGGGGAAGAUUUCCAGUCAUGUCUCAUCUGUGUGGCAAGAAGAGUUCCCGUCAAAGAGAGACCUGUGAUGCCCACUUACGAGAGCUUCACCACGCGACAGGACCUUCAAGGUAAGAUCACGUCCCUGGACACUAGUCUGCUCCGUGCGUCCAUGAAGCCGGGCUGGGAGGACCUGGUCCGGCGCUGCAUUCAGAGGUUUCACCUGCAGAAUGACGGGGACAUGUCCUUCGCUAAGAAACAUCAGCAAGAUGUGUUGAGGAACGGCCAUGCUCUCAGUCCUCUGUACAGAUUCUCCCUGGCUGACGGCACCAUCGUGUCAGCUCACACCAAGAGCAAGCUGGUCCGAUCUCAAGCCACCAACGAACCGCAGCUCUACAUGUCCCUGCACAUCCUGCAGAGGGAGAACAUGGCAGGCAUGACUGCAGACAUAUCUGGCGGGCAGGUCAUGGCCAAGCCAAUGACCCCAACCAGUGUGAGUGGUCCGUUGCCUUCCCCUGAUGCUAGUGUCACCAGCAACACGCACCACUCUACCGCAGCCUCCAGUGCCCCUGGUCGUGGUUUCGGGGCCGUAUCGGGUCGGGCGCCCACGCCUCAGGGAAGCAGCCACGCACUGAAGCUGGGCAGCCCUUCAGCCCAGGGAAGCCCCAGCGUCUCCUCGGGGUCCCAGUGUGCUAUACUGUCUCCUCGUCAUCGACAGAGCCCCAGCAUGGCGGCCAGCAGCAGUUGUAGCAGCCCUCACCUCUCUCAACAUCCCCCUGGUUCUUUCUCUCCUGCAGCUGGACUCCACUCGCCAGCAUCUGUGUGCAGCAGCACAGGAAACAGCCAAGGGUUCAACUCCCUUAGUGCACUGCAGGCCCUUAGCCAGGGCCACCGGGUUUCCCUCACCGAGGGGCAUCCGGAGUCACCUGACAGAAAGGCGAUCUGCCUUCAGAGCCCUCUUCACAGCGGUAGCGGUAGCCAGCAAGCCAAGAACAAUCCCAACCUAGAGUCUGACUUACUGGGGACAUUUGGGGAGCAGCAAGACCUGUUGUCACCCCAGAACCAGGAGGGCGAGCAGGGAAAGGAUGCUGACAGCUUCGAUGGCAAUGGAAGUUUGGGUGAGCUCAACGACGCCCCAAAUCGCCUUCUGAACACAAAAGGGCACACUAAGCUGCUCCAGCUCCUCACCACCAAACUAGAGCCCAACGAUCCUUGUUCGCCCCCCCCACUGGGGGAGGACCAGAACUGUAAGGACCAGCUGGGCGGGAUUGGCGGUGUGGGUGGGGCCGGGCAUAACAACCACUCCACCUCGCUAAAGGAGAAACACAAAAUUCUCCACAGGUUGCUGCAGAACAGCACGUCACCGGUGGAGUUGGCCAAGCUGACGGCUGAGGCUACCGGGAAAGACCCCAUUGGUCCAGAGUCAGCUUCAGGGGACAACAUGGCCGCCCUGGGGGAACUCUGUGCAAAACAGGAGCCGGGCAGCCCCAAAAAGAAGGACAAUGCGUUGCUGCGCUAUCUCUUGGAUAGGGACGAUAACGGGAUCCUGGAUAAAGCCAUCAAGAUGGAACCCAGCGACGGACCCAAGCUGUCCAACGUUAAGACAGAAAAAGAGGAUGCAGGUUACAACAUGGCGGACCAGGCCAGUGAGUUGGAGGACUUGCUGGAGGACCUGCAGAGCGGCGGACAGCAGCAGCAGCAGCUGUUCACGAGCCAGCCACCAGUCAGAAGACCAGCCUCCUCUUCGUCCUCCUCUUUCUCUGUGCCGCCUGGUUCCUCUGUGGACAAACAGAGCAUCAUAAGCGACAUUCUGCAGAUGACGGACAGCAGCAGCAGCCCCCCCAACCAGCACAGAGCCUUCCCUCCCAUCAGCCCUGCAACAGGCUUUAACGGUGCCAGGCCGGGCCAACCGGGUCGAGCUGCUCCUCCAGUCAGGUGCUCUUCUCUGGAUGGCAGUAUGGGCCCCAACCCCAACGCUGCCAGGCAAUUUCCUCCUCAGCACAGGAACAACGGCCCCUACUCCUUACUGCAGCAGCAACCGCAGCAAGGCAUGAUGGGAACCCACCCAGGCAUGGCCAACCAAGCUGCAAUGGCCAAUCCAGCCAUGCUGAGUAACGGCCCAAUGCGGGGCUCCAUGCAGCAGGGCUGGGGUCCCCAGGGGCCCAUGAUGGGCCAAGGGGUCGGACCAGGUCGGAUGGUCCCUAACAUUAACGCUGCGAUGGCCACCAGAGGCCCACCGGGAUCCAGAGCCAUGGUCAACAUGCAGAUGAUGGGCAACGAGAUGGAGAUGGCAAACCCAACCUACCCUCAGCAACAAGCUCCGCCCAAUCAGACAGUGCCCUGGCCAAACCAAAUGAUGGCUAUGGAUCAUUAUGGAAACCAAAGCAGGCCACCGUACGGCGUCCCCCAGGAGGAUGGGAUGCGGUGUUGUGGCACAGGGACUGAGGGCCCGCCAGAUGAAGGGGCCCUGCUAAACCAGCUCUGCUCAGUGCUGAAGGACUAUGAGGGUCUGGAGGAAAUCGACAAGAUGCUGGGAAUCCCCACGUUAGCUGGACAGGGUCCCAUGUCAGACCAGGACCAGUACCUGGGCUCCUCAGACCCAGCGGCCAACAUGAAGCCUCUCCUGUACAGUCAACACUACAGCAGCCAACCAGGUUAUGGCGGCAUGCCUCCUGACGGCGGGUUCCACGGCCCCUCUAUGAGUGGUCACAUGGGACCACAGAGGAUGCCGCCCGCUGGUUACCCCCCGAUGAUGAGGAUGCCUGGGAGCGCGGGGCCCAGGCCGGUCGGGAUGAGGCCGAAUCCAGGAGUGGCUCAGCCCAACAACCUGAGGCUGCAGCUCCAGCACAGACUCCAGGCCCAGCUGAACCGUCAGCCGAUGGUAAACCAGAUGAGCGGAGUGUCCAAUAUGAAUCUACCUCUAAGGUCUAAUGUACCAAACCAGGGAACCCUCAAUGCCCAGAUGCUGGCCCAGCGUCAGCGCGAGUACCUCAGCAACCACCUACGCCAACGCCAACAGCAGCAGCAACACGUGCACCAGCAGCGUGCCAUGAUGAUGCGGACUCAAGGCAUCAAUAUGCCGCCUAACAUGCCCAGCGGGGGCGCCGCUCCCACGCCGAUGCCCAUAGGUGGCACCAACCCACGGCUCCCGCAGGGCAACCCGCAGCAGUUCCCCUACCCGGCCUCCAGCUACGGUACCGGCCUGCCCUCUCCUCCUCCACCUCCUCAUCCCAGCUCCUCCAGCCCCUUCUCCUCCCCUCUCUCCCCCAGCCAUCAUCUGGCUAGCCAGGGCAUGAUGGGAAAUGUAGGCGGGCAGUACAGCGGGGUAAUGAGUCCUCCAGCACAGCACAGUGCCUACCAGUUCAGCAGUUCAGCAGGAAUGAGCCAGCAACAGCAACACCAGGACCCCGUGUCAGGUUUUCCCUGUGGGGCUGCGACCCCGCAGAGCCCUCUGCUGUCCCCCAGGAUGGGGCAGGGUCAGAGUCCCAUGAUGCAGCAGAACCAGGGCCAACCCCAAACCCAGCCCCAGGGUCCGAACCAGAGAGCAGCACCCAGCUACCAGCAGAGCACCGGAUGGCCCCAUUCUGCCAACAUCUCCACCAGCAGCAGUGUGUACCCUCAACAGUCCCAGUCCCAGUACUCAACACAACCCAACGGAGGAAUGUACAACAGCAACAACAACAUGAGCCUGGGGGUCAUGGCCAGCAACGGGGGCAACAUGAACCAGAUGUCGGGACAGAUGAGCUCCAUGAAUACAGAGCAGGUGAAUGAUGACAGCCUGAUCCUGGAGCAGCUGGUGGGAAUUGACAUGUUGACGCAAGAGGGUGAAGCCAAUUCUAAUUUCUGCUGACCCCCGCUGUGGUUGAGACAAGGUAACACAGGAGCCUAUGCAAAAACAGUGAAAGCUGCUCAGCUCAUGGUAAAGCAUCUCGGAGUUGGUGGACACACGAUGGAAACAAACACUGCUCCCUCUGUCCCAGCGGCCGACUCUGAGCCUCUGUAGGGAGGACAGACACAUACUGUACAGAGAGAGUUCACUUUAUGUGACACUGAAUGGUUGACGAGCAUAAAUGAAACCUCUGGAUUUUAUCUUUUAUGGUUCUAUUUUAGAGCCUGACUGAAAAACGUCAAACGAGAACGUUUAUGAAAAAUAUUUUACAGGUAUUUAUAGUUUUGAAGAAGUUUUAGAGAUUCUUUGUAUGACAUUAAAAAAAAUCAAGAAUAUCUUUCUUUAAGAAAAUCUCUCAAAGUGGUACAUUUUGAUGUCGAUUUUAAAAUUAAUAUAUUUCAACUGCUGUAGUUACAGGGGAGCUGUAUCCCUAUUUAAUGACUUUUUGAAUGAAGGUGAAUGUGUAUAGAUAGUGUAUAUACUUAGAUUUAAUAUUUCCUCUACGUGGUAUUGCAAAAACAGCAGGAGUUUUAGUCCAACAAACAUCUCAGAGAGCAGAAAUAUUUCACUGGUUCAGUGAAAGCUCAAUGGGUGGAGCUGAAGAGAAGGCAAGAGAAUAAUUUUGGGCAAUAAAAUUGGGCAAGCUCAGUUUAUUUUUCGGUUUAAGUAAAGGUGAAAGUUAAACCUUCACUGGUCAGCGCUCUGACGGACUAGAAAUCAGAUAGUUAUUGCUAUUUUGCUGCAGCUAUUUUGAAUGUGAAAGUUUAGCUAAGAUAACUUGCAUAGUUUACUUGAUAUUAGUAACUUGAAGCUUUACAGUUUAAAGCACAAUGAGCAGGAUUUUCCUAAACAAAAACACAAAAAUGAUCCCCCUUAAUCAUGACUUAUGACCCACUAGGAGUGUGUGUAGGUGUCUGUAUCUGCACACACACUGCCCUCCGUGUAUUUUCUCAUUUUGCUGUGUUCAGAAUAGAGUUGCAAAGGGGUGGAAAAUGUCCAGUAAAUGUCUAGAAACUCUCCUUGGAAGGUAAAGCUUGGGAAUUUUGUAAAUAUUCCAAAUCGGAAACUUUCCAUGGGAAUUUAUGGGAACUAACUGGAAGUUGGGGGUAAUUUAAAUGAACUGUAUCAUAUCCAAACAUAAGUAUAAACAUUUUAUUUUGUCAUAAGCAGACACCCAUGCAAAAUAAUGCAAUAAAAAAAAUUCAACAGAUUUAUUGAAGUUUUAAUUAUUUUAUUGAACAAAAACAGGAAUGUUGAUUUUAAUAUGACUAAUCCGACCCCCAUCCAUUCAAAAAAAGUAAUGUAGAAUGUAGUAUGUAGUAAAAUAACCCAAAUGUACUUGCAUGAAAUCUGUUUUUUUUAGUCAAGAUCAUGCUAGAAUAUUUUUGCUGUACUAUAUUAUAUUAUUGUUUGUAUUUUACAAACAAUAACUUAAAUAUAGUAUACAGUGUAUUAUAUUUAAGUUUCCUGUUAAGAGCCAACCUUCAAUUUUGUAAAUUGCUGUUUUAUUCCCAUAAAUUCCCAUUAAUUCCCAUGGAAAGUUUCCAACUUGGAAAAUUCAUGGAAUUUUGCAACCUUAGUUCAGAACUUAUCUGGGCCUUUAGGCACACUGGGUGCAAAGCCAUCAGCCACAGUUUAAAGUCUGUGCUCUAAAAACGUAGCCACCAGGUGCCAGAUUGUAAGCUUGCAUUCAACAGGAAGCUACCAAAGUGGACACAGGACCAAGUCAAGUCAAGUCAAUUUUAUUUAUAUAGCCCAAAAUCACAAAUCACAGAUUUGCCUCAAAGGGCUUUACAGACUGUACAUGGUACCAAGAAAAAAAAGUACAGCAGGACAAAACACAGUCAGGGGAUGAGCUCUUCUGGUGUCGGCCAAAUUUGCAUCUUGUGUAUACAAACUGCAAAAGACAAGUCACAGUCAUUCUGCUUUAUAAAGUAGCAAAACUGCUGCACUUCAUGACUUCAAAAAGAUGAAAUAUACAGGGUUCGUGCAGAUGCUUGAAAUCCUUGAAAAUGCUUAAAUUUUAAAGUUGUAUUUUCAAGGUUUGAAGUUCUUGGAUUUUGGAUAAAGUGCUUGAAAAUGCUUGAAAUUCUUAAUGUAUUUCUCUUGCAAUCUGACUAUAGAUAAUCACAUGUCCAAUGAAAAAAAAUAAAAUAAUUGAAUAUUGAGAUUAGCAAACUGUACUUUUGGUUGUUAAAAGUGUAAAACCAUUGCUGUCGGUACGGUUGAGUGAAAUUACCCCUUUUAGCAUGUAAGUACUCAUAUAAAACAUGCAACUUACAACCAUUGUAAGGUCCUGGAAAAGCUUGAAAAU